Pediculus humanus corporis (human body louse) is the source of this 828-nucleotide messenger RNA. Its product is annotated as cAMP-dependent protein kinase catalytic subunit, putative. Gene Ontology annotation, molecular function: ATP binding; protein kinase activity. Gene Ontology annotation, biological process: mitotic spindle organization; regulation of cytokinesis; protein phosphorylation. NCBI's taxonomy places the organism in Eukaryota, Metazoa, Arthropoda, Insecta, Psocodea, Pediculidae. The record is from RefSeq and is a predicted model, not a curated record. The transcript has 3 exons. Bases 1 to 828 code for a protein of 275 amino acids. Gene Ontology annotation, cellular component: chromosome passenger complex; spindle microtubule; spindle pole centrosome.
AUGUCCAUAGCUGAUUUUGAUAUAGGAAAGCCCUUAGGAAAAGGAAAAUUUGGAAACGUUUAUUUAGCCAGAGAAAAAAAUUCCAAAUUUAUAACUGCAUUAAAAGUUUUAUUUAAGUCUCAGUUGGAAAAAGCCAAAGUUGUUCAUCAACUUAAAAGAGAAGUUGAAAUUCAAUCACAUUUACGCCAUCCAAAUAUUUUAAGAUUAUAUGGAUAUUUUCACGAUGAUGCUAGAGUUUAUUUAAUAUUAGAAUAUGCUCCAAAUGGGGAGUUAUUUAAGCUAUUACAGUCACAACCUGAAAAAAGAUUAGAUGAAAAAAGAACUGCGACAUUUAUUGCUCAAAUUGCUGAUGCCCUUAAUUACUGCCAUUCGAAAAAAGUUAUUCACAGAGAUAUAAAAGCAGAAAAUUUAUUAAUUGGAGCAAAAGGUGAAAUUAAAAUUGCUGAUUUCGGUUGGGCAGUUCAUUCACCUUUGUCAAGACGUGAUACAAUUUGUGGCACUCCCGAUUAUCUUCCUCCUGAAAUGAUUUGCAAUAAAACACAUGAUCAUACAGUAGAUAUUUGGAGUGUUGGAGUUUUAUGUUAUGAAUGUUUAGUUGGAAAAACUCCAUUCGAAAAUAAUCACAUCAAAGAAACUUAUAAAAAUAUAGUUCAGGGAAAAUUUUCAUUUCCUUGUUUCGUUUCUGAAGGUGCAAGAGAUUUAAUUUGCAAGAUGCUUGUAAGAAAUCCAAGUGGACGAUUACCAUUUGAUAAAGUUAUUGAGCAUCCUUGGGUUUUAGCAAAUUCUUCUGCUGUAACUCCAUGGUUUUCAUCUAGAAGUCAUUCAUAA